Molecule: messenger RNA, 1329 nt
Organism: Durusdinium trenchii
Lineage: Eukaryota; Dinophyceae; Suessiales; Symbiodiniaceae
Source: the annotation of a GenBank genome assembly
AUGCCGCCAGCUCCCUUGAAGAAGAAGGUGCCGCUUCAGUUUCCAGCAUGGCUGGUUGUGCAAGAAGACACACUGGCUGAGAACAUCUUCUCUCACAGUCAAUUGGCCUUGGAUCGGUCGACCAGGGACGACAUCGUAUGGUUGUCAGAAGCGCAGUACAUCAUCCCUGAGGCGACGAAGGAUGCAUUGCCACACGCCAGUGAGGGAACAAGGAGUUACAGCGAUGUCCAAGAAUCCGCACAAUACCUGGCUGGAGACUCUUUUCCCAAGUCUGUUCUUUCUUCAUUGCUCAACAAGACGGAGCUGCCCAACAACUUCUUGGCAGUUUGCAAUCUCACCCCUUACGAUGCCUAUCUGGAGAAGACCUGCAUGUAUUGGGGCACAACAGCUGCUGAUGGGAACUCCAUGGCAAGCCUAUCAAUUGCCAAAAGCUGUCAAUGCACUGAGUACUGUGAGCGAGUGAUCGCCACCCAGUUGUUGGAGGAUUGGAAGCAUGGCAAACAUUGCAUGGGUGAUGUUCGCUCAUACGAAAAGGAUCCUCCUCCUCUCACCGACAGUGUGGACCCAAGCGAGUUCGGAUUCGAAAUGGUCUCGGUGACUAAAACUGGCAGUGGAACUGGCUGGGAGAAAUACAAGAUCACUCUUCCUCCACAUGUCCGACAACUCCACAGUUCGUGUGUUAUUAAUGGUGCACAGUGGCGUGAGCUUAUUGCGGAGUUCGACAAAAAGUUCGAUGCCAAUGUGGCCGCCUGUGCCCCCACCUCCACCGCUGUGGUGCCCCACGAGGAAGUGGAAGACACCGAGCCGUGGAAAGAACCAUCGACCUUGGACGAAUUGACUCAGCAGUACAACUUGGAGGCAAAAGUGCCUGGCAAAACAGCAGGAACAUCGCUCUAUGUUGUGGCCUCCAAAGAUCGGGAAGGUAAUGUGCAAGGAGUCGUCGAAGGACAGCCCUACAAGCUGUUCCUUGUGGCACACAUGGACGUUGAUGUCGAAACCAGUGAAUGUCUGUUCGGUCAUGGAGCUUCCAAGUUCUUAAAGGGUGACAAGGUCGCGAAGUGGCAGCGCGAAAUGAACAAAGGGGAAUUGGAUCGCGUGAUGCAGUGCUCCUGGACUUCGGAGAGUGAUCCAGUGAUACUGGAGAUCACUGAGCAGGAGUCUAAGAAGACUUCAGAUGCUGAGAGGUGUUCUCUCAAAGACCUUAUCGACGAACUGCAUGAGACUGUGGGGGACUUUACCAUAAAUUGCCACAGCAUGGAGAAACCAUCUGCAGUGUCGAAGGGGAGUGCUGAUCCAGCAGGUUGGUGGCUUAGGUCCAAAAGAACUUAG